AUGAAGCAACCUUCGCUGUCCCGACGAUGUGCUUGGGCCACGGUCUGGUGUUGGGUGAUGCUGCCGUUGGCCACAAGCAUGAAGCUCCUGGAGGAGUCAAACGCCUCGACAUUUGGAGCUGUCGCCACCAAGUCGAAGCACCACUUCAACGAGUCUGUCGCCGAUGUUCAGCAAGCUCUCAUCCUUCGCUCAUCGCAAGGUUCUCACCAAGAACGUGCCAACACCUCCAGGGACCAAGCUCUCGAUGCAGUGGUGUCUGCAAAGUUCUUCCACGAUAUCGGGGACGCCUUCGCAGACAUUGGUGAGACGCUUGCUGACGCCGGAAUGACCGCAGGCACUGCGAUGUUCAACGCAGCCGUCGUGGUCGGCAAGCAUGUCGUUGCAACAGCAAAAAUCAGCUAUGACACAUUGCCGCAAGAUAUCAAGCAAAUGGCAGAAGAUCUGGGAGAUGCUGCCGUUUCUCUCGGCCACACUGUUGCGGAUGUCGGGCAGCAGAUCGGCCAGGCAGCGGUGACCCUGGCGGGGGAUCUCAAAGACACCGCGGCGCGAGCCUACGACAAGGCCAAGAACCUGGCCAACGAUAUUCAAAGCGAAAUGCAAGCGGGACUUACGGCGCUAGGGGAUUCGAUCGCCAACGCGGCGGAGAAAUUCGGUGCCAUGGUCGCGGCGGUUGGUACGGCAGCUUGGGAGGGAAUCAAAGACUUCGUCGAGUGCCUCGCCAAUGCAUACAAUCCAUGCAAUCUUCUAAUAGGCGACCAGUGUGAUUGCAACGAUAGCAGCUACAUCAGCUUCGGCACUACAGUGUCGGUGGCGUGCAAAUUCAAGGCGGCGGCUGAUUUCGGGAAGGGCUUCUCCUUCCAGCCUGACCCCUUGAAGACGACAUUUGGGCAGGCCGAGAACGGCAAAGUCAGUCUGCCUGGGAGGGACUCGGAAGUGACGGAUCUUCCGAAGACGAAGAGGCUCAGCAAGCCAACGAAGUCGCUUGCACCCACGGGCUCCUGUGAGAGCAGCUUGGAACUGGCUAUCGAGGGUGGUGUACAGUUUCUGCCACUUGUCGAAGCUUCGAUCAAUCUCGGGAGCGGCGACACGACUUUCACCAUCCAUGGGCUGAUUAGGGCGUCGGUUGGUGCGCUGGCCAAGGCUCAAGGCAGUUGUUCCUUCAAUGCAGAGAAGCGCUUCCCGGAGAAGCCCAAGAAGAAGGCGAUCUGCGGGCCAGGGUUCUGUAUCAUCAUCCUUCUUCAGAUGGUCGCGGAGCUGGAGAUCACAGGCACCCUGACAGGAACGGUGGAAGUUGGAGCCGGCGUGGACUUCGAAGUUGAAGGCACGGUGAUCGUCAAUCCGACUGGAACGGCGUCGGUGAACUUCCAAUCACCCUCGAUCUCGCACCAGAAUGGAUUUUCGAUUGGGGCGAGUGCAUCUGCCUCCAUCCGCCUUGGUGCAGGGCCUGUCCUCACAGUGUUUCCAAUGCCUGGAGUGCCGGUCACCUUCAAUCCCAUGUUCCAUGCUGAAGCCAAAGCACAGGGCACAAUCAAGUUCCAGUCAACAAAUACCGUGGGCUCCCUCAUCGACAACUCCCACCCCGCCGGUCAGCUCGACAUGUGUGGAGCAGCCGCCCUGAACGUCUAUGCCGAUGUCGGCAUCAUCGGCUUUGCCCUGCCUCCAGAGUUCCGAAAAUUAUUCCGUCCUGCUCAGCUUGUGGAUAUGAUGAAGCAAGGCAUGAUUGACAACGCCAAAGCAAUGUUCCGAAUGAUAACAGGUGCUGCGAACUGUGCUGGCUUGGGCGCAGUGACUUCAGCCGUGGAAGACAAGUUCGUAGCUGUGGCAGAAGCUGGUGCAGCCGCCCUUUCGGGGCCUCUUAACCGCUUGCCGCUCGACUGGGCGCUCAAGGCCAUCGACCUGAUGCAGCCAAGGAAGCUCUUCUGCAAGACUGUCUUCACAACACCUGGUUUCUCGACGGCCCCCUGUGCGGCGGAUCUCGGCUGUGAGAAGUCCGGCAGGUCCAAGGAGCCCGGGAACGCGGCUCCUCCACCGGAGCAAGUGGAAAACACGAAUGUGUUGGAGCAUGCGGCGGCGGGGGCGUGCAGCGACAUUAAGUUCGGGGACCGGUUCAUUCAGCUGGGCGACUGGCGUUUGGCUGAAAUUGAUGACGAGCACUUCAGCAUCUCGUACAAGGACGGCUCCACCCAGGGUCAGAUUUGGAAGAAGGACGGCAGCGUUCAUGGCAACUUCGGCGGGGCCACUUUCAAUGCUUGGGGUCCGACGAGGCCAGUCCUGGCUCAAGCGAAGGGCAUCUCCUUUGGGUUCCAAUUCAUCCAAAUCGGCAACUGGCGCAUUGGGGCUGCUGAUAACGAUCACCUAUCGAUCACGCACAAAGAUGGAUGGAGCCCUAUGAUCUACAAGUUUGACGGCUCGCGGCACCCUAAAAUGCAGGGCGCCUUCUCGACCUGGGACCGCUCGGUGGGCGCGCCUUAUGGCGUCAGCUGGGGGCACAAGUUCUUGCAGUUCGGCAAGUUCCGCAUCGGCGAUCUGGAUGGUACUCACUUCGCGAUUAUCUACACGGAUGACGCAAAGAACUCAAGGGACGCAAAGCUCAUCCAGCUGUACAGGAAUGAUGGAACCCAGCACCCAGGCGCUUGGUGGAAAACAGAUCCCAUGAAUAGUGUAGCUCCCUCUGCGUGGACGUGCCCGAGCGUCGCAGAGAUUGCCUUCGGCCCAUGCGAUGCGGAUUUUGGAGCCUGGGGCGAUCGCUUCAUCCAGCUGGGGAAGUUUCGCAUCACAGCAACCGACGCCAAUCACUUGAGCAUCUCCCACAAGGACAAAAAGACUGCCGUGAUUUAUUCUGGAAAUCCAACCUCCCAUGGUGUCCACUACGGGCCAAGAGAUGAUUUUGGCGGCUGGGACCGGCCUACGGGCUUUCCACACGGAAUCAGCUUUGGGACGGGCUUCAUCCAGAUCGGCAACUUCCGUCUGGCGGCGAAAGAUGAGACGCAUCUGAGCAUCUCGCACCAGACAGCAGGGUGCAUAAGGAUCUUUGACUCUGCUGGAAAUCUGUUCGAUGGGAGAGGCCGGGACGACCACAACGCCUUCCUUCUACGCAGCACUGGGGCUCCCGCCGGCGUCACGUUCGGGGAAAAGUUCCUGCAGCUUGGGCAGUUCCGUCUCGGGGACAGGGAUGGUAGCAACUUUAUGAUCACCCACCUCACCGCCAACGGCGGUACAGGCAUCGAGCUUUUCAAUUCCUGGGGCCAGAGGUAUGUGAUCAAGGAAUGGCCAAGCCUCCAAUCAUGGUUCAGCGUCCUGAACUCCAGGCCUGCCCAAUAUCAUUGUGGCAGCGUCCAGGACGUGUUGGGGACGUGUCCAGGAGUGCUUGCGGGCGACGGCUUCUUGCAGCUUGGCAGCUGGCGACUUGGGGCGAACCAGGAUGCAGGUCACCUGGUCAUUACCCACGAACACGGCCAGACGGCGGUGAUCUACGUCGAAAAUGACGGGGCGACCGGGGCCCACUAUGUCCACCUUGGUCCGAGGCAGGACUUCUGGAAUGCAUGGGUUGGCGAGCCCAAAGCCCCCACUCAAGAUCACGAGGUGAAGUUCGGAGACCGCUUCAUUCAAAUGGGCAAAUUCAGAAUAGGCGAAGUUCGCACGGACAGGGAUCAUCUCGUGAUCUCUACCCCAAAGGGUGUGACGACGGAUAUCUUCAGGAGCGACGGCCACAGGUUUCAGGGGCCCCAUCGGGAUCCUACCUGGAAUCUUUGGUCAGAUUCACGGCCAGCUGGGGCGCCCGUGGGGGUUACCUUCGGAGACGGCUUCGCGCAAAUCGGAAACUUCCGAAUUGGAGAUGCGGGUGAGGGUCAUUUUUCGGUGGCACACGUGAGUGGUUGGACUUCGGCGCUCUUCACACCUGAUGGGAAUCAGCACUGGGGUGCCAGCAACGACUGGACUACAUUCGGUCGACCUCUCCAUGAGUGCACCGUCGUCGGGCAGCCCUGA
This is a messenger RNA of Symbiodinium sp. CCMP2456, 3987 nucleotides long. The record is from the annotation of a GenBank genome assembly. Lineage: Eukaryota; Dinophyceae; Suessiales; Symbiodiniaceae.